Messenger RNA from Sander lucioperca (pikeperch), 1013 nucleotides. RefSeq lists its product as uncharacterized. Bases 63 to 728 code for a protein of 221 amino acids. The transcript has 4 exons. The record is from RefSeq and is a predicted model, not a curated record. Lineage: Eukaryota; Metazoa; Chordata; Actinopteri; Perciformes; Percidae.
AAGCGAAGGCCCGUCUAUCGCUGCUUGCAGCUUUUAAUUACUUUUGUGUGUUUUUUAUAAAAAUGGAGGAAAUCUCCCCACCACCCCCUCCCUUUCUGUGCCCUUUUACUCUGAGCUGUUCCGAAGGUGAACUUCAGACUUUCAGUAUCUGUUGCAGUGGGGAAUAUAUGCCUCCAGCAGUCAAGCUGAGAGUACGCAGCAUACAUCAGCUUCUAUCAACAACCUUGUUCAGUGAACUACUCUUCCUGAAGAUGUCUGAGCGUGCUGAUAAGAUAGUGAAAGGAGAUCUAGCGAUUGGUACAGGCGGGAAUCAGAUGAUGACUGACAUCAUUGACCGGCCCGGUAAAGCUUUUGCUGCUGGUACCUAUGCUGGUGCCGGGCAAUUUGAAGAUGAAUCUGAGGAGGAAACUGGAGUGUAUGCUGGUGCAGGAGUUGGCCAUGUUCGUGCUGAAUGGAGCUUUUUUGAUGCAGAGGCCAAAGGGCCCAACGCCAGCGCAGGGGCUGAAAUCUCUAGGGCAGUAGGUGUCAGAGCCAUAGCCAAGGCAGAACUGGCCAGUGCUUCGGUCUCCGUUGGUCCAGUGAAAGCCACACUCGGUCUGGCAAUAGACACCGGUGGCAGCAUCGGUCCGUCAGGUAUAGAGGCAAAAGUGCUGGGAACAGGAUUCUCCUUUGGUCGUACUAUGGGCGUUUCUCUGUUUGGCACUGGGUUUGAAAUUAAAUUAUGGUAGACUGUGGCUUUUUACCAAACACAGCUCUUUGUGAGUAUGUGUUAUGUCUUCUAUGACAACAAUGAAACGAUGAAAGCACUUGAAAUGUGUAGCAUUAUAAAUGAAACUGGUUCCAAUCUCCACCGAGAUAUCUCUCUUAUAUCCUGUAUUAAUGUCACUGCAGAUGUAAAAUUUGAACAUCAUGAAGUGGUUUUCCGUGUCUGCUGCUUUUAAAUAACAUAGAAUGCACAUAGUAUAAAAUGUAGCAUUCUUGGUCAUACUGAAAAUAAAGUGCAGAAAAAAGAU